Messenger RNA from Symbiodinium necroappetens, 2315 nucleotides. Lineage: Eukaryota; Dinophyceae; Suessiales; Symbiodiniaceae. The record is from the annotation of a GenBank genome assembly.
AUGACCCAACCGGAUGAUGUGAUUGGCUGGUACGAUUUCAGCUGGUCUGGCGGUUCGUUUCCAGUCUGCUUCAGACCUGCAGGCAACUUCUUCUGUCCAAAAUUUCAGGCCCCCGCAAGGUGGGAGAUUGAUGGAGACACUGUGAAGAUCGACUGGAAGAAGUUUGGGAAGUACGAGUUGAAGUUUGAUGCGGCAACCAAGACCAUGGAUGGGAAUGCCGUUCCAAAGACGGAGGACGACAAGAACUGGCGCAAGGCCACCUUCAACCGGGCGUUAUCGCCUGUUGAGGUCCUCCUCCUAGGUGACGGUGCUGGCUCCGAGUGGGACUUCGAGUGGUCAGGCGGCAAGUUCCCAGUGAAGUUCAAGGGUGAUGGUUACAACCAUUUCCAGUGCGACGACUUUCCCGCGCAUGCAUCUUCAAAAGCCUUUUCUGAGAUGGAGGAUGUGUUUGGCUUGUUGUCAUCAUCAUUUUGGGAGACGCUUAUUCGGGUCCCGCUGCAUUUGGGCACAAAGCCGCAGCACACAAGCUUCUGCAUGUCUUUCGUGCCGAACAGCGAGCACUGCCAUGUCGUCAGCGGUUGCUUCAUGAGCGGGCUGAGACCCACCGCCACCGGUGUCAACCUUCACACGUUCCACAAUGCAUUUCUCCAAGUCCACCGAACAAGCUCCUCGCCUGUCAGGGAAGGACAAGGCAGCCGCCCGACUUCUUGGUUCUUUCUUGCCCGCAAACCGGUCCUGAAAGCGUGGACAGAACCAUGCCCUCAUGCAGCAGGCCGAGGCCUUAGUGGGCGAGUCACUUUUCUCCUUGGCUUCCUGCUCUGCAGAGCCCGACGGACGGGGCAGGCGCGCACGCGGUGCCUCUCGUCGGUGUCGCGGCUCGAAGAUCAGAUGGAGGCAUUCAGGGCUGCCGUGGCUCCAAAGCCGAGUGAUCGCUUGAGGCGAGCCACACUUCUAUCCAAACUCGAGAAAAUUUCAAAGAAGCUACUGGGCUCAGAUGUUCAAGUUCUUGGCUACGGCUCUUGCUUCACUGGCGUGGGAGAAAGCGAUGCCGAAAUUGACGCAACCGUCUACAUCCCGAUGACCCCAGCACGUGCAGCUGAGCUGACGACGGUUGCUGCAACCCGGUCUCGACAGAUGCGCGAGAUUGUCAAGAAAUGUGCACUGCUUGGGCUGCAGACGGCUGACAACUUUGGGGUCAGGCGUGGCACAGCCUGCAUAGAGGAGUCCGCCUCUGUUCACUUGAGUGGCAACCUUUGGCGAACCUACUCAGCUGCAAGAUGCAUCCUGAGCUGUCAGCGCCUGAUGCCACUCUACAGCUCCCAUCUAGUUCGUGCAUAUCUGGAGCUUGACCCCAGGCUCCAAAACCUGAUCUUGGCAUUGCGUCACUGGGCUCGUACCGCUGGCAUCGUCGGGAGGGAGGUCGGACUGCUAUCUUCCUACACCCUCGCCCUGAUGGCAAUCUACUCUGUCCAGAUAUGUGAUGGGCUACCAUCCCUGCACAAUCUGGCCAAACCGGAUGGUGAAGGUAUUGUCUCCGACGACGGCUUUGACACAGUGUUUGUACCGUUUCAAGAUGUGGACAAGGUGGGCUACAAGGGCCUCAGGGGCAUGUCCUCUGGAGAACUGCUCUUGAACUUCUUCGAUUUUUUCGCCGAAAAGUUCGACUGGAACCAAGAAGUCGUCUCUGUGCGCGAGGCUUCGCGACAAACGAUCGAAUCGCCAUGUUUUCAGAAUCUCUGGGGUAGAACGAAGAAAGCCGGCUUGCACGUUGAAGAUCCCAUCGAAUUGGGAAGGAACCUCAACAACACCGUGAGCCCCGACGUAGUGGAGCGUUUCCGGGCGCUUCUGAUCGACACGGCCGGCAAAGCGCGCACGAAUCCGGACUUGGCAGAGUUGAUCUGUCUGGACGGGCGGCAUUGGUCCUUGGAUGGCGACAAGCUGAAAAUCAACUGGGCAGAAUUUGGCAACUAUGAGAUGACAGUAGAUGCCUCGAAAAGCGCCAUGGAUGGUGGCCAAGUUGGGGGAGAUCCCUCAAAAGACUGGCGGAAGUUCUUGCGGGAUGGGGCAGCUGAGAGUUCCGUGUUCCUGAAGGCCGAGCUUUUGCAAGAUCUCAAUUGCAAAUAUGCCUUGCUUGUGGCGAGAGGUGCGAUGACAUGGGCGCUCCGUGUUGUUGCCCGGCUUGUCUUUCUGGGCCUCCCGAUUCAGGCAGCCUACUUCAACCUGCAUGAGGGUGAAGAAAAAUGCUUCGUCGAGACAGUGCCGCAGCAUCAGGUCUUGACUGUGAAAUACCGACAUGCUGACAAUCCGGGUGUUGA